Botrytis cinerea B05.10 is the source of this 2734-nucleotide messenger RNA. RefSeq lists its product as hypothetical. NCBI's taxonomy places the organism in Eukaryota, Fungi, Ascomycota, Leotiomycetes, Helotiales, Sclerotiniaceae. The coding region runs from base 192 to 2471 and encodes 759 amino acids. The record is from RefSeq and is a predicted model, not a curated record. The transcript has 2 exons.
GAUUCCUGCCUAUUAUGGAUACUGACAGUGAAGCUUGAGGCAAAAUAACCUCCCUCGCCUUCAACUUUGAACUUCCGGAUUCUCAACUUUCUUUUUCAUCCACAACAAAGGAUCGUCACUUCAUCUCAAAUGGUGCAGUCUUAUAAAUCCAUGUUCUGAGAGAGAAGCGAAAGUACAGACCCGUAUCCAUCAUGGCGGACUCAUCGAUUGAAGUUCUUCGAAAGCGCAAGUCUGAUUCUGGAGUCGAUACUUCUACAGACUUACCGGCUACCAUUACUGGUCUGUCAGUCACAACCACAGUGGCAAAGAGAUCUAAGAUGGUCAUAGGUGUAAAUACUUUGAUAUCUGACGAGUUGAUUGCCACAAAUGAAAGCGAAGUCGAUGUUGAUCGCAUUUAUCACCAGCCUACUGUUUCUGACGUUGAAGAUCCAAAUGUUGGGGCGUCCGAGGAACUUUCGAAAGAUGAGUUUGAUGAUGAACUCGGAGAUGAAUACUCGUACGAAGAUGAAAAUAUUCAUGGAGCUGGCGAUUCCGGGAGUCGUGAGUAUGGAGUCGAGGGGCGCGAAAUUACUAUCCAGCAGGAUGGUACGGAUAACGUAGCCAAGUUGAGACUCUUUUUGACGAAGGAUGAUGAGUUUGCAGAUUGGCUUCACAUGAUUCAUGUCAACUGCACCGUCGAUGGCAAACGAAUUGGCCAUGCCUUCGGUCAAUACAUCUGCCGGGAAGAAAUUAGAGAAGAUUUCUGGAGCGAAAUGGAAGCCCCAAGCAGAGAGUUGUCUCUAGUUGCAUUCAAGCUCUUCGACCGUUAUGGAUACCUCAAUGGUCACCUUAAAAAUCAUUGCGUGCAAAAGGGCACAGGUGUAUGGGGAGACGAGUUAGAUUUUGGCUCACUAUUUAUACUGGAGCAUGUUGAGGUGACUGAAAGAAAAUGGAGACGGAAGGGGUUAGGACGAGCCAUGGUUGGUGACCUUGUCAAGAAGGCAGAAGUACUACACAAACCAUCCCCUUUAAAUACUCCAGAAGACAACAUGUUCGAGGACAUGUUCUGGUUUGGGCGCAACAAGGAAAGAGAGCGCCGUGCGAAAAUACACAUAAUUUCGAUGCCUGGUUAUCUUCGCCAUGACGUCGAACCACAAUAUGAGGGCAAAUCUGAACCCGAGCAGCAUGAGAUCAACUCUCGAGCUAUCGAUUCUGCUAUAUCAUUUCAUCGUUCCCUUGGUUUUCGAAGAAUUGGUGCUUCGAGCUAUUUUGGUCUAUCACCCGACCCUAAUCAUAAAUCCCAUUCACUCGCAAUCCAGGAUGAUUUCGAUCCACCAAAGCCACCAUCAACACCUGCAGAGGAACCAGAGUUGGUGGUAAUUACGAUUCCUGGCGAAGAGGAAAGCUUUCGUACAUCUGCUUACGGAAAAGAACUGGAAAAAAAGGGGCUGGAGAAAUUGAGAAAGAAACUGACACCCUUGAACUUCGCGGCUGUUUCUCUUCCUGAUGUUGAACUCUUAGAAUUCUACAAGACAUUCCAAAUCGAAGAUGAAAAGGAGUGGAAGCAGGUUGAUCAUCUCGACAAUACUUUGCUACAUAUCGCGGCAUGCCAAUUCAAACUCCAAAGUGUACAGUGGCUAAUGGAUAAUGUGAACGACAAGCAGUCCUUGACAUCGGCUCGUAACAUCGACGGAUAUACCCCUCUCGAAGCAUUACAGUAUAAACUCAACGUCAUCAGAACACGACGCGAACAUGGAAUAAUGACAAUUGUAAUUGCAGAUAACUUUGCUGGCUUCACUUCCGACGCUACCCGCUGCCAAUUUUUGCUGAUGACCGGAUCGAUGCCUACAAAGCUAUCAGAUACUCAGCUCUUACUACAGCUUAAAUGUGGAUGCACAUGUGGAGAAUGCAUCGGAGGCUUUUUAUCACCGCGCAUGAAGCUGGCACUUCUUUUUCAAGCUGAAACAUAUCAUGACAGCCUGAAUGAUUCGAUUCACAUGAGUCUCGGAGAAGACGGCGUUGAUUGGUUAUGGUUGCAAGAAGACCUCGUCGAACACGUUCAUCCGGAUCUCCAGCGAAACUUCAAGACAAACAAAUCACUCCGUCAAGGUUUCGCUAAUAUGUUCAAUUACAUUGCGAUAUGCUUGAAAGCUAACAAGCCACCAACGAGAAAGAAUGUUCUGAGAGUAUGGGAAGACACGAGCGAAUGGCCACCAGUAACGUGCAAUUAUCUUCAAUGGGGCGGUACCCUUGAGAACAAGAUCGAAGCAGUACUAGAAAAGGUACUCGAAGGUGCACACGCCCAGAAUGAGAUUUUUGGCGAUGGCGAGUUUAUGAACUGCAUGGAGGAAGAAGUUGAGCGAUUGAAAAUAUGCAGGAAUGACCACGAAUACGGAUUUGUGGCUAAAUCCUGUGGCUUGCCAGAACGUAACACGAAUCCAUCGGGAAGAUUGGAGAGUAUGUUCCAGAGAAUGCUUUCUGGUAUGCAAUGAUUGUGCUAGAGAGUUUGUACAUGUUGCUAGAUGGUUUCGCACUGUACAGAUGGACGGUUUAUUGUGUGUGGCUAGGUGCUACUGUAUGUGCUUUGAAUGUUGCAAUUUGUGUGUAAUUGGCUAGCAUCUAUGAGAAAGAAUUAAAUCCCCUCAUAGGAAUCACAUAUUUAGAUAUUAUCGCUCUUAAAUGAUCAGAUUCUGCAAGAAAAUCAUGGGACGACUAUCCCCACCCACCUUGAAGGUGUUGAAUUCGAGUGGACGCA